This is a messenger RNA of Myodes glareolus (Bank vole), 4604 nucleotides long. RefSeq names its product chromosome 3 C9orf43 homolog (gene C3H9orf43). NCBI's taxonomy places the organism in Eukaryota, Metazoa, Chordata, Mammalia, Rodentia, Cricetidae. The record is from RefSeq and is a predicted model, not a curated record.
AAGCUCGUUUCUUUGCCACGCACUGUCACUAUCACUGGAGCUUUCGUACCAAACUAAAUUUGUCUUUCUGAGUUUUCCGUCUAUUCUCCCAUUGUGCCUUGCGCCGCUGCUAGGCAACGGAGCGGCAUGGUGCCUAGCGUGGAAGGGGGAAGGCCAGACAGCCUGUGGGGCGUACUCGGACGGGCAAGAUGGGCGGGGCCUCUCUCGGAGAGAACAGCUAUAAGGCUGGCGAUAUCGAGAGACGCCUGAUGAGACUCCGGGGUUCAGUUUGGACUGGUCCGGUAGGGAAAGGGCGAGAAGCAUCUGAUUCUAUGAACUUGCCAAAUGAGGAUCAGUGGGACGAAACCAACUGCAGCUCAGCAGUUUGUCAGCAUCCACAAUGCUGGGCAUCUCUCCGACGGAUUGAGAGGGGCCAUCCUAGGAUCCUGGACUCGCCCAGCAAAUCUUCCCGGGAGAUUGAUGAUAAACUCCCGACACUCACCAUUGUCAAUAUCACGGAUGCCUACCUGUGGACCAAGAAGAGGGUGGCUCUACGACAGUCACCAGAAUUUCCCUUCCCUAAGGAGCGGGAGCGGUCUCUGUUGAAACCAGCCUCCAGGCGCCACAGCAGGUCUCAGAAGGCUUUCCGUGACAAAGGUGUAACCAGUUGCUCUAGACCUCCUAAACUUUCAGUGUUGAAUUUGAACGAGGUGAAACUUCCUUUCUCCGAAGAUGUCAGAAACAUGGUGGUAACCUGGGUUCCAGAAGAAAUGGAGAAAAACAUUAGCUCAGUUGAAAAGACUUCUGCUUUUUCCAGCUGGCUUGAGAAGAAGAGAAAGAAACUGGGAGAGAAAAGCAAGCCAUCUCUGUAUUUCUCUGGAAGGCAGUAUACGUCAACACACUCAGGAAGUCCGGGGGUGAUUGUGCCUCCUCCCUCCCCAGUGCACUUAUUUGAUGAAUUAAGUUCAGAAGCCAUACCUCUAUUGGCCCAAGUCGACAUACUUCCCCAGGAUCUCCUGAAGGAAUGCAUUUUGGCACAUGAGAAAACCAUGACUUGUCCUGAGGUAAAGAUAGAGUUGGCCAAGAUGAAAAAGAAUCUUCCUCUGGAAAAGACCCGCCCCGACAGCGCUAUCUCUUCUAAGAUGUAUCUAACUGUGCACCGCCUGACCCUGCAAAGACCAUCGUUGAGGUACCCUGAACAUCUGAGGAAGCUGCAGUACAACCUGAAGAGAGCCGAAGGACCUUCAGGUUACAGGAAGCAGCAGAAGCAGCAGCAGAGGAAGGUGGAAACCUCUACUGAAAUGCAGGAGGCUGAGAAGAAAGUCAAGAGUGAUGUGGAGAAUGAGUAUAGCCCAAGAAUCCCAUCAAGACAGGAAAGUAAACAAAAGCAGAAGGAGCAGGAAGAGGAGGGGAAGAAAGCCAGUAUGAAGCGCGUUUCCAUAGAUGACUCAGUGGCAUCUGAUGCGGACACCUACUACACAGACUACUCCAUCAGUCCAGAGAGUCCUGUAAUAUAUGAGUCAGCUUACAAGGACAUGAGUGAUGUGGAUGAGACUAUGCUGGGAAUGCUUCCUUCCAGCCCAGACAGCAGUCCCAGGAGUAUGUCCGGAAGUGUGGACAGAACCGGCUGGAACCCUGAUCUCAAACUGCUGAGGAUUCUUCAGGCCAGUGUUGAGGAAGAUGAGGACAACCAUCUUUCUAGGGCACAGAGCGAGUCGUCUCUGGAUGCUUAAACUGGGGAUGCUUAGGCUCGGUAUUUUGAGGACAUUGACUUUGGACAUUGGGUAGAAAAGAGACUUUUGUUCUCUGGAUUCCUCCAACAGGAUGAGGGCUUAGAGACCUUGCUUUUUUCAUUUACUUUACAACUCCAAAAUGAGUGAGAAAAAAGCCCUAGUACCGGUAAAUAUAGGGAACUUUUCCAGGGCAGAUUAUUUCCACGAUUAAACCCAAUCUAUCAAAGGACUUGUUCUCUGUUUCCAGGAAGAGAGGAGGUAGGUGCUUCCUUGUGUCUGUUUUCUGGGUCCCUUUUAUUGCUCUGAAAUCUUUGCAGUGGUAGGAAGCUGGACUCAGCUAUGGGAACCUCUAUAAUAUCCCUGUAUACUCCACUCAUCCCUUGGAGGUGCCUUCUCUUGGUAACGGGGCCUGCACCAUUAUCCAGUGUUAAUCAUUGUGGGCUGCUCCCACCUUAGAGUUCAUCUUAGCUACAAAUAAUUCAAUAUCGAAAAAAAGCACUAAAAAUCCAAAAAUUAUUUCAUUACACAGAACUGAUACUGAUUGCUUGAUUUCACAUAUCUAAGCACAUUCAAAUUUUCAUGUCUUAUUAAGUUUUUUUACAGUUGACAUAUUCAUAUUAGAUUUAUAAUUUAUAAUUAGAAUAUAAUUCAUAUUAGAUUUAUUUUCUCAGUAUGCUCUAAUCUCUUUUAAUUUGUACAUCCCCCUCAUUUUUUUCUUUCUCUUUCCCUAGAAUUCAUUCCAACUCUGAAGAACUUAACAAAAUUUCUAGUUUCUAAGAAAUCUAGUCAUGCCGGGCGGUGGUGGCGCACGCCUUUAAUCCCAGCACUCGGGAGUCAGAGGCAGGUGAAUUUUUGUGAGUUCGAGGCCAGCUUGGUCUACAAGACCAAGUUCCAGGACAGGUUCCAAAGCUACAGAGGAACCCUGUCUCAAAAAAAAAAAAAUUUAGUCUUCAGGGAAAUUUCAAUGUCUAUAAAGACAAAGACCCAGAAUUCCAGAGUCUUAGGAGUCUUCUAACUUGGUUUUUGUAUGGAUUUUUUUCCAUUGUGUUUAGUCCAUAAAAAACUUUUACUAUUAAAAAACUAAAAUCUUUUAACCUGUAAAAUUUCAAAAUUGCAUAAAAAGUAAAGGGAAUAUAAUAUAAUAUAGCAAAACUCUACCUGGAGCAUUGGUCAGUUUUUUUUUUUUAAAGGCCUUUGGUUGGGUUAGACCACAUACUUUAGAAAGACCUACUGUUGCUUUGUUUUGUUUUUCUAACUAAUGUUGUUUUUCAUGGAUGGAGAAGUCUGUAAGACUUAAAAAGAUGGUAGAGCUUACCAUCUUUUUAAAAUGUAACUCUUAAAGUUCUUUGAAAACUUCAUAAUGCAUAUCAUGUAUUUUGAUCAUAUUGACCCCUGUGUCUUUCAAGCAUACCUUCUUGAAGUCUCAUUUCUUUUGUAUUUGACCCCUGUAUCUGGAACCCUAGAAUUCCUUAACUAAAUGGUCUCACACUUGCUUCCAUGGCCUCUGCAAGGCUCUUUCCUGAGCCUGUGAGCUAUAUGUGUGCUGCUGGGUUUGAGGUGCUUAAAAGAGGUCUGGUUCGAGAGCAUGCAGCCGGAGCUUGGGUGCCAGGGCCAGAGCGUCUGCAGGUGAGACUCAUCAGAAGAGGAGCCAGAGACAUGAAGACGGGCCGUGUACUUAGGCUGGUUCUUGGAUUGCAUUGGAUGUCAGGUGUGGCACCUCCUGAAGCUGUGAGGCUUGGAUGAUGAUGGACUUCUAGGUAAUGAGUAUAGCCUGGUGACUUGGUUACUUUUCUCUUACUGUGAUAAGCCACAGUGACCAAGGCAGUUUAUAAAACAAAAUGUUUAAUUUGUUCUCACAGUUUUGGUGACUUUGAGUUCAUGAUGGGAGCAAAGUCAUGGCAUCAAGAACCACUGAGAGCUUACGUUUUGAUCUGAGAGUGUGAGGAGAGAGGGAGGGAGCACUGGGUAUUGGAGCCUGGACCCUAGUGACACACCUCCUUCAUCAAGGCCAUACUUCCCAAUCAUUCCCAAACAGUUCCACCAAUUGUGGGCCGAAUAUUCAAACGUAUGGGCCUAUGGGAGCCAUUCUUAUUCAUAACACCACAACUGAUCAAGUAGGAAAGUGUGUGGUAUCUUGACUUGUAAUUCUUACAUGCACAAACAUACUCAGUAGAACUGGUUUCAUACUCUUCUCCUGGAUCCUAUAAUAGUUAGGACUGGGUGCAGGUGAGAUGGCUCAGUGUGUGAAAGCCUUGCUGUGUGGGACUGAAGACCCACAGUGGGAGGAGUUCCGACAUCUGAAAGUUGUCCUUUAUCUUCCACGUGUAUGACAUGACCCAUAUCUGCCUGCACUCAUACCUACAAACCCCAAGUAACAAAAUAAAUUAAGUAAAAUUUAAGAAAAAGUUGGGGUGAGAUUGUGCAUGUCCUGUGCAGACACUCUCACUGCUGUGGUAAUGAGCUGUCUGACAUGGGUGCAAGGACCCGAUCCCGGGUCUUCACAAGAGCAGUGUGCACCCUUAACCACUGGCUAUCUCGGCAACUUGUUAGUUUUCUUUGUCUGAUUGUAUCAUCUAGUACAGUGUUAGCAGAAGUGGUGAAAGCAGACAUCCUUGUCUUGUUCUUGACCUUAGGAGAAAAAAUGCACUCUUUUGCCACAAGGUUGUUGUUAGCUAUAGGUCUUUUCAUAGGAGUCGUUAUUAGAUUAGAAAUUCUGUCCUUCGCAUGUUGAGAAUUUUGUUCCUUAACUGUGAAAAGACAUUGGUGUUUGUAAAUUUUUUUCUGUUGUAAUGAGUAUUUUUGGUUGUUUAUUCUAUUAAUAUAUCACAUUGAUUUUUUUCCUUUGGCUAUUAAACCAACCUGCAUUCCUGAGAUAAAUUUUACUUGAUUGUG